AUGUGCGAACGUCUGCCAGCACUGCGGGCGUGCGCAUUAUGGCCAGUCGUGCCCUGCAGCCUACUGGGGGUCCGCGACGAUGAAGCCACGCGCUUUGCACAAGCUCUCGACAAGGAAGCUCAAACUUUCGAGCUGCUGGUGCAACUGCACAAAUCCGGCCGUCUAGGCCCUCCCCAGAAGCCGGCUAAGUCGAAGGGCGCUGUUAAAACAGAUCGUCCGAUGACUGGUCAGGGUGACGGCGCUGAACUGGAACCAGUCGUAGAGAAAUCCACACUGGUGCAAGGCAGCGAAAAGGAGGCCAGGCCUAAAGCUCCUAGCGUUGUCUCCGUUUACUUCAACCUGCCUACUUGGAAAGACAUUCCCGAGUGUAAGGAGAAGCUGGACGCAGCGGACAGGGACGAAAAUAAGGCGCUCCGGGAGCUGUGGUUUAAACAGAUCACUGGCAUGGCUGACUGGAAGACCGACGAGACUUUGCUCCGGGCUAAUGCACGGAACAAUGUCACCGUCAAGGAUAUUCGUGAACUCGGCGACCCCAAGUGGAAAGCUCUUGGGAACGACGUGGGCCCGGUGAUCUUGCCCAUGGAAGUCGACGAGGACAUGACCUCGGAAUCUGCAAACGCAGGCUGA
Messenger RNA from Baudoinia panamericana UAMH 10762, 627 nucleotides. RefSeq lists its product as uncharacterized. NCBI's taxonomy places the organism in Eukaryota, Fungi, Ascomycota, Dothideomycetes, Mycosphaerellales, Teratosphaeriaceae. The record is from RefSeq and is a predicted model, not a curated record. The transcript is spliced from 2 exons. Bases 1 to 627 code for a protein of 208 amino acids.